AUGAAAAAACCAGUUGAUUCUACCAAUUAUGGAAGAACUCAAGACACAGUGUUCAAUGAUGGUCCAACGACUAUCGUUGUCGAUCGAAUUGUUCAUAUUGGGCGUGGUCCGAUUUCUUGCUCAAUUUUAUGCCACUCUGCGGCCGCAAAUCGGGUGACCGUCGAAGAUACCGUCACCCAGUUACGUCAGCGUGCCCGUGGGUCCUGGUCGCAUGGUAUAAAAGCCGAAAACCAUCCGUCUAUGGUAUCAUUCGCAUCACAGACAGACAGAUCGAGAGAUCUUCCAAUCAAGCAAGCUACAAUGGUUUUCAAGUUCAUUGCUCUCGCUGCUUUCGUAGCAUCUGCUAAGGCUGGAUUCAUCUCGACGGAACCUUUGGCAUAUGCUCCCAGUGUGCCCUUAGCUCCGUUAGCGGCUGCCCAAGUAGCCAAGACAGUGGUUGCAGCUCCUGUAGCUAAAGCUGUGGUAGCUAAAGCUGUGGACGCUGAUUUUGACCCUCAUCCUCAAUAUAGUUAUGCUUAUGAUGUACAUGACACGUUGACUGGUGAUGCCAAAAGCCAGCAGGAAACCCGUGAUGGAGAUCUUGUUCAGGGUAGUUAUUCUCUCAUCGAAGCCGACGGAACCAGACGCACUGUCGAUUACACCGCUGAUCCAGUCAACGGAUUCAAUGCAGUUGUACGCAAAGAAGCAGCUGCCGCUGCUCCAGUUGCGUAUGCUGCCCCAGUAGCAAAGAUCGCCGCAGCUCCAGUUGCCUAUGCUGCUCCAGUAGCAAAAAUCGCCGCAACUCCAGUUGCCUAUGCCGCUCCUGUUGCUAAAAUCGCCGCUGCUCCAGUUGCUUAUGCUGCCCCAGUCGCCAAAGUUGCCGCUGCUCCACUCGCCUAUGCCACACCCGUUGCCAAACUUGCCGCUGCCCCCGUCGCCUAUGCUGCUCCAGCCCCAGCUUUAAUCCAUUGA
Apis laboriosa (Himalayan honeybee) is the source of this 951-nucleotide messenger RNA. RefSeq names its product cuticle protein 19.8-like. The record is from RefSeq and is a predicted model, not a curated record. Bases 1 to 951 code for a protein of 316 amino acids. The transcript is spliced from 3 exons. Gene Ontology annotation, cellular component: extracellular matrix. NCBI's taxonomy places the organism in Eukaryota, Metazoa, Arthropoda, Insecta, Hymenoptera, Apidae.